Hyposmocoma kahamanoa is the source of this 533-nucleotide messenger RNA. RefSeq lists its product as uncharacterized. The record is from RefSeq and is a predicted model, not a curated record. The coding region runs from base 1 to 339 and encodes 112 amino acids. NCBI's taxonomy places the organism in Eukaryota, Metazoa, Arthropoda, Insecta, Lepidoptera, Cosmopterigidae. The transcript is spliced from 5 exons.
AUGGCCUCCGAUAAAGAUGGCUUCAACUUCUAUAAAGAUUAUUUGCGAGCACGGUCUGAUGAAGGUAUUCCAGAGAUCCCCGCUAACAGUGAGCGGCUAUUAUAUUUCUAUCGAACACCAAUGCAACUGUACCCUGGGCUCCUCCCUGCGGCGCUCGAACAGGAAUAUAAUAAAAGGACUAAUGCCUUUAAGAACCACAUGCUAAGUAAGGAAAUGGCGACUGAACGCGAUGUUCCCGGCAAACGUAACUCCAAAAGUGCUCUUGCGAUGUUCCAGGCCAAACAUCCGCGCCACUAUGCUCAACUAAUGGACUUCUUGGGAUUGUCAGCCGAAGUAUAAAAAAUAAAUAAAAAGGAUGAUAUUUAUCCGUUAUCAUCUAAAUAUGAUAUUUUAUUUUGAAUGUAAGUGGUGAAAUUGGCCAUAUAACUCCAUACACACCUACAACAUCUGCUGAAAUAAAAAGAUUUUACAUAAUGAUAAUGGAAUACCUAGGUAGAUUAUUCUUAAAUAUAAAAUUUAUAAUGUAGACCUAC